Molecule: messenger RNA, 3020 nt
Organism: Chroicocephalus ridibundus (black-headed gull)
Lineage: Eukaryota; Metazoa; Chordata; Aves; Charadriiformes; Laridae
Gene: NAGLU
Product: N-acetyl-alpha-glucosaminidase
Exons: 6
Coding region: 20-2257 (745 amino acids)
Source: RefSeq, a predicted model, not a curated record
GCCGGGGCAGGCAGCGGCCAUGGCGGCGCGGCUGGGGCUGGCGCUGCUGCUCAUGGCGGCGGCGGCGGCGCCGGUGCGGACGGUGGUGGGGGACGCACGGCAGGAGGCGGCGGUUCGGGCGCUGGCGAGGCGGUUGCUGGGCCCGCGGGCCGCCGCCGUGUCGCUGUCGGUGGAGGCGGCGCUGGCGGCGGGCGGGCCCGACACUUACCGGUUGCGUUCGCCGCCCGGCGCCGCCGUGGCGGUGGCGGUGACGGGUUCCAGCGGCGUGGCGGCGGCCGCCGGGCUUUACCGUUACCUACGCGACUUCUGCGGUUGCCACAUCUCCUGGUCCGGGGCGCAGCUCCGCCUGCCCGAACCGCUGCCGCGGCUGCGGGACGAGAUCCGCGUCUCCGCCGCCGGCAGGUACCGCUACUACCAGAACGCCUGCACCCAGAGCUACUCCUACGCCUGGUGGGACUGGGCGCGCUGGGAGCGGGAGAUCGACUGGAUGGCCCUCAGCGGCAUCAACCUGGCGCCGGCCUUCGCCGGGCAGGAGGCGGCCUGGCAGCGGGUGUACCGCUCACUGGGUCUCAACCAGUCCGAGAUCAACGCCUACUUCACCGGGCCGGCGUUCCUGGCCUGGAAUCGGAUGGGGAACCUGCGCAGCUGGGCAGGGCCGCUGCCGCCAGCCUGGCACCUCAAACAGCUUUACCUGCAGUACCGGAUCGUGGAGAGGAUGCGCUCGCUGGGGAUGAUCACGGUGCUGCCGGCCUUCGCGGGCCACGUGCCCCAGGGGGUUCUUCGGGUCUUCCCGCGCGUGAACGCCACUCGCCUCGGGGGCUGGAGCCACUUCGACUGCACCUACUCCUGUACCUACCUGCUGGACCCGGAGGACCCCAUGUUCCAGGUGAUCGGGACCCUCUUCCUGAAGGAGCUGAUCAAGGAGUUCGGCACAGACCACGUCUAUAGCGCCGACACCUUCAACGAGAUGACCCCCCUCUCCUCUGACCCUGCCUAUCUCUCGAGGGUCAGCAACGCCGUCUUCAGGUCGAUGACGGGAGCCGACCCCGAGGCACUGUGGCUGAUGCAGGGCUGGCUCUUCCAGCACCAGCCGGACUUCUGGCAGCCGGCGCAGGUGCGGGCCCUGCUGCACGGCGUGCCCCUCGGCCGGAUGAUCGUCCUCGACCUCUUUGCCGAGUCCAAGCCCGUCUACCAGUGGACGGAGUCCUUCUACGGGCAGCCCUUCAUCUGGUGUAUGCUGCACAACUUCGGGGGCAAUCAUGGCCUCUUUGGCACCGUGGAGGCCAUCAACCAUGGCCCCUUCGCGGCUCGGCGCUUCCCCAACUCCACCAUGGUGGGCACCGGGCUGGUGCCUGAGGGCAUCGAGCAGAACGACAUGGUGUACGAGCUGAUGAACGAGCUGGGCUGGACCCAGGAGCCCCUCGACCUCCCCAGCUGGGUGACCCGCUACGCCGAGCGCCGCUACGGCGCCCCAAAUGCCGCCGCGGCCAGUGCCUGGCGGCUGCUCCUCCGCAGCGUGUACAACUGCACCGGCGUCUGCGUCAACCACAACCGCAGCCCGCUGGUGCGCCGGCCCUCCCUGCGCAUGGACACCGAGCUCUGGUACAACGCCAGCGACGUCUACGAGGCCUGGCGCCUGCUGCUGAGCGCCGGCGCGGAGCUGGGCGCCAGCCCCACCUUCCGCUACGACCUGGUGGACGUCACGCGGCAGGCGGCUCAGCAGCUGGUGAGCGAAUACUACCUGAGCAUCCGCCGCGCCUUCCAGAGCCACGCGCUGCCGGAGCUGCUGACGGCCGGCGGUGUGCUGGUCUACGACCUGCUGCCGGAGCUCGACAGCCUCCUCUCCAGCCACAGCCUCUUCUUGCUGGGCCGCUGGCUGGAGAGCGCCCGUGCCGUGGCCACCAGCGACCGGGAGGCCGAGCAGUACGAGCUGAACGCCCGGAACCAGGUGACGCUUUGGGGACCCAGCGGGAACAUCCUGGACUAUGCCAACAAGCAGCUGGGGGGGCUGGUGCUGGACUACUACGGCGUGCGCUGGAGCCUCUUCGUCUCUGCCCUGGUGGAGAGCCUCAACUCGGGCAGCCCCUUCCACCAGGACCAGUUCAACCAGGCUGUCUUCCAAGUGGAGAGAGGCUUCGUCUACAACAAGAAGCGCUACCCGGCCGUGCCGGCUGGGGACACGCUGGAAAUCUCCAGGAAGCUCUUCCUCAAAUACUACCCCAGCGCCCUGCGGCGUGGCCGGGCCGGGCCGGCGUGACUUUGGGCUGUUCCUCCCAGGAUGGAGGGCAGAGACCUCACACCCUCCCACCUCCGGGGUCCCGCGGCUCCUGGCCUGACGGCCAAGUCCUGGCCACGCUGGAAUGAAGGCGCAGAGCCCUGGUGGCCCCCAGCCAGCCUGGUCCCUCUGCCCCCCCCGGCGUGGACGAACCCCGAGGGGAGCUGGCAGCUGGCUGGGGGAAGGCUCUGCCCCAGUGACCUGCCGUGCUCUGUGCUCAGCCCUGCUGGACCCACCUGCCUGCCCCGAGCCUGUCCCCGGGGAAGCUGGGCUGCCCCAGGCGUGAGCGCGGAGGUGACGUCUCCGCUGCCCCGGCACUUCCAGCUGGAAGCUCGAUGGGAGCCGGGACUGUGCAGAGGGACAGGGCACACACAUGUUCCUUCCGCGGGGGUGGUGAUGGCGGAGAAGCAGCCAGGGAGGUGGCAGCCGGACCGGGGCAGAGCAGCCCCUGCCCCGGGGGAGGCGGGGAACCAGCUGCCCCCCUGGUGUGGUCCUGGGCCUCCCCGCGCUGCCCCCUGCACCCCAGUGCCUGCGGGGACCUGCCGCUGCACGGCCCCAACCACGCUUGGUGCCUUUUGUAUCGGAAGAGACUUUGUGGAGUUUUCUACAGUGACGCUGGGGCUGCGCUCCCCGGGACAGGGGUUUCUAGGCCUUUCCAUGCACCCCCCCUGCCCUGGCUGGGGCUUGGGCAGUGCCUGGCCGUGGAGCUGCCAGCCGGCAGAGCGAUUAAAGGCCUGGCUGCCGA